CAUGCAUGUUCGCGUUCGCGUUAACUGGUCGCUGCGACGAGGCGUUCGAGUAUGUAAGGACGAGGGACCAGGUUGGAUUGCACUACCCGUUGCAAUUUCUUUAGAAAGGGACUUUUGAUACCUGUAAAUGGUGAAUGCAGUUCAUCGUCAGCCUUGUCCUUUUCAUAGCCGCCUUGUGGAUUCCACGCUCGGCCCUUGGCUUGGGCACACGAACGUUUCGAGUCUCGAUGGAGAACAUGUGGCAAUGGAGGAAGGAGAAGCUGAGGAUUCUUCACCAUCUUCUGUGAUGAUCCGUGACACGCUUUUUGAACCGCCAGCUCACGCAUUGCAUUCGACCCGAGUUUCUGAUGUUUGGCGCCCUUCUACUUCUCACACAUAUGAUAAUGGCCGUCCUAGAACAAGUACUGCCUGGGCCUCUCUUUUCGGCGGGGAAAUUGGAAUGGAUGAUGUUGAAAAUGACGGAGAUAAUGAUGUGCAGGUCAAUAGCGGCUUACAGCAUGACCUACAGCUUACCGACGAAAUCACGGUGUACUUGGGCGGCCAACUCGACGACGAUACUAGCGAAGAGGAAGAUUUGAGAGACACCAGUGAACGCAUCCAACAAGACUUGUCCAUAAUCCGAUGGGAAAUCGACAACCUUCAGACUUGGUAUGAAGAGUACUUUCAAAGAGUGGCAGCAACUGUAUUAAGCGUGCUUGUCGACGAGGAUGCAGUAGGAUUGAAUGAGACUGAGGAAGAGUUGCAUCAGGAUUCACUUGGCAACCCUGAAGACAGCACCGCGCGCUACGUUCGCCGUCGAGGCGAAUUAGCCCACAUCCUGAUGGCCAAUUUAUUCCACGAGCGGACAGACGAGCAGUCGUCGGACGAAGAAGGCGAGCUGGCCGGCAUGGAAGAUGUGGCCUCAUCUGUUUCGGAUUUACGUUGGGAUACCACUGAUGAUCAUCAACCUACAUCCCCAUUACGCUCUGUAGCGCGGCCAAUUUUGGAUGUGGAGUGGGAUUCUUUGGCCAAUAUACCCUUUCGAUCGUUCAGAGCGCCACAAACCUUUCCGCUCACCAGCGUUGAUAAUACUGUUUUUCAGAGUACCGCAGGAGCACGACACAUGGUAUUGAACGCCGAUGCUAACUAUGUUGAAUCCAUCAUCGAAUGUGAGGAUGAGGCUCUGGAUUGCGAUCUAGAAUUGGGUUUGGGGCAUCCAGAGCCUAAAGAAGACCUUGUGAUGGGAGAAGGUGUGGAUGCAAAUGGGAACAAAACGGGUAUAGCAAGCGAGGUCAGGCAUGCUUGCGGUCAACAGUUGAUAGUGACCCAUUUGGUGAAACCAGACUGGAUAGAUAUGUCGGGAGCCUAUGUAGGAAGAUAGCUAGAUUAGGUUUUUAGCGUUGCGCAAACUUUAAAAAAAAAAAAAAGAUACAAAGCAA
This is a messenger RNA of Spizellomyces punctatus DAOM BR117, 1418 nucleotides long. RefSeq lists its product as uncharacterized. The coding region runs from base 128 to 1360 and encodes 410 amino acids. The transcript has a single exon. The record is from RefSeq and is a predicted model, not a curated record. Lineage: Eukaryota; Fungi; Chytridiomycota; Chytridiomycetes; Spizellomycetales; Spizellomycetaceae.